CCUUCCAUCCCCGUAUCUUGCGCUCAAACUCCAGAAGUGUCCGAGCUUGCACUGCGUUGCUUAUACCACGACCCGCGCCCCGGGCAGCACGCCAUCGACAGCGCCGCAAACACAAGCCUGCCCUGCCCGGUCCGGUCUGACACCCUGUGAAACCGGAUGGCUCCCGGUUCCUGCUGUCGCCAUCACCGCCGUAUAUAGACGCUCCGCGCCCAUCGCCCCCUCCCCCUGCGACGUCGCCUGCCCUGGCUUCACCGUCGCCAUGGACGCAGGCUCCGUCUUGCGAAACCGACAUCUGCAGUCGCCGGCUACGCCGCCAUCAGAUAAUGACAUCUCUCGCAACCCGUCGCGCGACGGCGACGGUUCCACCAACACCUUGACUGGAGACUCGUCGACGAGCAACCAACAGGCCCUCCGCGAUAACUGUAAUCGACGACGGCCCCAGGACGAGGACCACGUCCGCCUCAAGAAGAUGCCUUCCGAACUGCUCACCAAGACGGUGAGCCCCUUUCUCAAGGAGCACAUCCCCGGCAUCUACGCCCCUAUCGGCAAGGGCAAGAGCAACGACACGACCGACCUCACUCCUGCCCGCAAGGACCCAAACACGAGGUUUUGCUACCGUCAUCGCCCCGACUCAAAAUGUCGCCGAGCCGCCGACGAGACCAAGAUGGGCUUCAUCCAGAGUGAACUCAACAGCCUCCCCGUCGCAGACCAAGAAGCCAUCACCCAUGUCUGGUCUCUCUUCUCCGCCGCGCCCGCCAAGCACCGCGAGUUGAUGCUUCAGGGAAUCAUCACACAAUGCUGCUUCCCUCAACUCUCGACCGUGUCGCGCGAGGUCCACGAGCAGCUCAAGAUCGAUUUCCUUGCCGCCCUCCCCGCCGAGCUCUCCUACAAGAUCCUUUGCCACCUAGAUACCGUCUCGCUUUGCAAGGCUGCGCAGGUCAGCCGGCGGUGGCGAAACCUGGCCGACGAUGAUGUCGUCUGGCACAGGAUGUGCGAGCAGCACAUUGACAGAAAAUGCACCAAAUGUGGUUGGGGCUUGCCACUUCUCGAGAAGAAGAAGCUGCGGGCAUGGAGUCGUCACCAGUCUGCCCACCACCGACAUGAUCAGGCUCAAAGCCAACAAAACGACCCCGACCGCGACCACGACGAUGAUGCCGCUGUGAGCGAUUCUAACAAGCGGUCCCUGUCCGUCAGCGACGAUGGGCCUUCUAAACGCCCUCGACUCGAUGGCGCGUCCCAUUCGCGAUCACAGCUCGAGGUCGAGCGCAAAUUCCGCCCGUGGAAGGAUGUGUACCGCGAUCGAUACAAGGUCGGUUACAACUGGAAGACUGGUCGGUGCGCUAUCAAGACCUUCAAGGGCCACGAGAACGGGGUCACUUGUCUGCAGUUUGACGACGCGAUUCUCGCCACGGGUUCGUACGACACGACGAUCAAGAUCUGGAACAUCCAGACGGGCGAGGUGAUUCGAACGUUGCGCGGCCACACGUCGGCCAUCCGGACGCUGCAAUUCGACGACUCAAAACUCAUCAGCGGUAGCAUCGACAAGACCAUCAAGAUUUGGAACUGGCAAACGGGUGAGUGCAUCAGCACAUUACAGUGCCACACGGAAGGCGUCUUGUCGGUGCAUUAUGACGGGUGCACUCUGGCGUCUGGUUCUAUCGACAAGACUGUCAAGAUCUUCAGCUUCGACACCAAGCAGACGUGCUGCUUACGUGGCCACACGGACUGGGUCAACCACGUGCGCAUCGACUCGAUGUCACGGACCGUCUUCUCGGCGUCAGACGACAUGACGGUCAAGCUAUGGGACCUGGACUCGAAGCAGUGUGUCAAGACGUUCAAGGGUCACGUUGGUCAGGUGCAACAGGUGCUGCUGAUGCCACCGGACUUUGAGCCGGAUGGCUACCCCAGCGAGGACUUGACGGAUGCUCUCUCCAUGCACAGCAGCCGCAGCAACACGCCCACGCCUACGACGGCUGAGCCGCCGGCCGACGUGCGUGCCUCGUUCGGGUCGGGCUUCGCGUCGGACCCGUCGAGGCCCCUGCCUCCCAAGUACAUGCUCACGGGCGGGCUCGACAACACGGUGCGCCUGUGGGACAUUGAGACGGGCAAGUGCAUCCGCAGCAUGUUUGGCCACGUCGAGGGCAUAUGGGGCCUUGUCGGCGACACACUUCGCGUCGUGACGGGCGCCAACGACUCGAUGACCAAGAUCUGGGAGCCGCGGUCCGGCAAGUGCGAGCGCAGCUUCACGGGCCACGCGGGGCCGGUGACGUGCGUCGGGCUCAGCGACAGUCGGAUGGCGAGCGGCAGUGAGGACGGAGAAGUGCGACUAUAUAGCUUCGAAGGUGAGGUUACAGAGGAGAGGGGGACACCAUCGUGAGAAAGACGCACAACACAGACACACACACACACACACACCCUGGCGGGUCGCGUGGCGGCGAUCAAGACCAGACGGCACCACAUCAUCAGCGACGACUUGCUAUUUCGCGCAUCCGGACAUUUCUAGGCGUUUGACACGAGAUACCACACGGCCGAAUUUCCUUUUUUCACUUUGUUUUAUUGACUGGGCAUCGCGGAUGGCGGCGUACUGGACCACAUGCUGGUAUGGAAUGGGUGUAUUUUCAUAUCUGGGCUCGCUGCAAAGUGUAUGGAUGGAACCUGUCAAAUUUGUGUCGGGAUAAUUCGGGCGGGAACGGGCCGUCGGCUUUGAACGGGGUAGACAAACAGCAGUGCUUCUGGCUUCUCAUGGCGUUGGCUCUCGGAGCCCUGCAAUUUCCGUGUUUCGAGGUCACAACCCGGUUAGAUAGGGUCCGCAAGAGACAACCAAGUAUGAUUUGCACGAGUGUUCCUGGCCCCAGG
Messenger RNA from Purpureocillium takamizusanense, 2856 nucleotides. RefSeq lists its product as uncharacterized. Gene Ontology annotation, molecular function: protein binding. The record is from RefSeq and is a predicted model, not a curated record. Lineage: Eukaryota; Fungi; Ascomycota; Sordariomycetes; Hypocreales; Ophiocordycipitaceae. The transcript has 2 exons. The coding region runs from base 260 to 2377 and encodes 705 amino acids.